AUGACCGAGCUGGCUACUCUCUCAUCCGCUAUCGAGAAACUCAACAACUACGCAACGGCUGGUAACAUCCUAUGGGUCAUAUCCCUAUGCGUCUCUAAGAUUGCCAUCGUUGCCAUGUUAUUGCGCACGACACAGACGAGUUUCCACAGAAGAUUCCAGUACGGCGUAAGCGCCAUAAUCGUCGCUCAAUGUCUCACAUCCGUCCUCCUUCUGAAUGUCGACUGCUCGGUCCACCGUGUGCUUGCGUGGGACAUCACCUCCGCGCACUCCGAAUGUGCCCAGAGUGAGCGACGAUGGAUUGCUCUCACAGCUCUGGACGUCAUGACCGAGGUCCUCCUGCUCUUCCUGCCCAUUCAGUUGGUGUGGGGUCUACGUAUGGCCUUCCGAACCAAACUCAUCGUCAUAUCGUCAUUUUGGCUCCGAAUACCAACCCUAAUCUUCUCUGCUCUUCGCCAAAAUGAGAUACAUCAACUUACGACUACAUCUGAUGUCUCUCUCACGGCAGCCACAGUGGUCAUCUGGCAGGCUGUGGAACUAUCAUACUCUCUAGCGGCCGCGACGCUCGCUGCGCUCAAGCGGUUCACAGAGUCGCUCAACACUGGUUUCGGUCAUGGCGAGCUUAUGCGGAUUCAUGCCCCAUCUCAAGGAUACAAGCUGUCGGGUCGUGGUGUUACUUCAGGGAAAGCGAAAGCUUCACGCAAACAGGCAUCUCGCCCGGAUGAGCCUGAAAUCUCUAUGGACACCAUGUCGUCUGACACCACAGCUCUGCCCCCAUCUAGAUUUGAACCUCGAAUCGAGCAGAUGAGAUUGAGGCCUGAACCACUCCAAAACACAGCGACAGUCUCGUCGGCACCGCAGAACUUGGUUUUCAAUAAUGGGCGAGUGGACGAUACAAGCUCGAAAAACAACAUCAUACGCCAAGAAAUACAGUACUCAGUUCAUUAUGAGCAAGGCGCCACGAUGGAUAAAAAUGGCAAAUGA
This is a messenger RNA of Alternaria metachromatica, 981 nucleotides long. RefSeq lists its product as uncharacterized. Lineage: Eukaryota; Fungi; Ascomycota; Dothideomycetes; Pleosporales; Pleosporaceae. The transcript has 2 exons. Bases 1 to 981 code for a protein of 326 amino acids. The record is from RefSeq and is a predicted model, not a curated record.